CGAGCUUCGAGGGUGGAGUUUGGGCUCCUCGGCCGGAAGCCGGCUGCGUGGGUGGGGAGUGUCGGCUGGCUUCGGGAGAGGGCCGCUUGUCCAUACAAGGAGCGCCACGCGGGGGCGGAGGGGCAAACCCGGGCCCGGACCCCUCAGUCCUUCUCGCCGAGCCGUCCGCCGCAGCCGUCGUCGCGUUUCUCCGGUCCGCAGCCGCCGUUAAGAUGUCCAAGCGAGGCAAGAGCGACUCGACCAAGAGGCGCGCCCAGCGGGCCACCUCCAACGUCUUCGCCAUGUUCGAGCAGAACCAGAUCGCCGAGUUCAAAGAGGCAUUCCAAAUGAUUGACUCGAACAAGGACGGCUUUGUGGACAAGAAUGACCUGCGAGCUACUUGGGACUCACUGGGGAGGAUCAUCCCCGAGAACGACCUGGACGGCAUGAUCGCCGAGGCCACCGGCCCCAUCAACUUCACCAUGUUUCUCACCAUCUUCGGAGAACGAGUGUCCGGAACGGAUCCGGAAGACGUCAUCAGGAAUGCCUUCAAGACGUUCGACAAAUCUGGAACUGGCAAAAUUAGCCAAAAAGACCUGAAGAAGUCCCUGAUGACCUGGGGAGACAAAUUCCAAGAAGCUGAGGUGGACGAGGUCCUGAAAGAAGCCCCCGUCGACCGGGACGGGAACAUCGACAUCGAGGGCUACGUGAAGCUCAUCUGCGGCAACACCGACGACGAAGAAUAAAGCGCCAUUAUUUUUUUGGCGGCCUGGAA
Messenger RNA from Ixodes scapularis (black-legged tick), 754 nucleotides. RefSeq names its product myosin regulatory light polypeptide 9. NCBI's taxonomy places the organism in Eukaryota, Metazoa, Arthropoda, Arachnida, Ixodida, Ixodidae. The record is from RefSeq and is a predicted model, not a curated record. Gene Ontology annotation, biological process: post-embryonic development; locomotion. The transcript is spliced from 7 exons. Gene Ontology annotation, cellular component: cytoplasm; myosin II complex. Bases 213 to 725 code for a protein of 170 amino acids. Gene Ontology annotation, molecular function: myosin heavy chain binding; calcium ion binding.